AUAGCCUUUCUUCCCGAAAUUGAGAUUGUUCUUGAUUUUUUUGUUCAGUUUUAAUGCAGCUUGGAUUACAGACGAGAAUGUCUCAUACGAUGUCCCAAGAUCCCCUUAAUCGCUUGCGAGCAGAAAUUGUUUUGGAAGUAACUUUCGCCAUUCUGGUUUGCCUUGCUUCCGUAAUUGGUAAUGUGCUGGUUGUUUAUGUCGUAAAUAAAUACUCUGAGAUGCAAACCAUCACCAACAUUCCUAUUCACAAUCUUUCACUGACUGAUAUUAUCAUGGCGAACCUUAACAUGCCAUUCUGGAUAACGAGCUUAUACUCGGGAAAGUGGAUUCUGAGCCAGGAAUGGUGUGAAGUUUCUGCAACAGUACAACAUACUAUGGGUUUGGCCACCUCGCUCAUCAUGGGCUUAAUUGCCCUGAACAGAUACAUGAAAGUCGUCAAGCGAACCAUUUAUAUCAAGUUCUUCCCAAGUAAAAGAGCAGCUUGGUUGUACUGUGGUCUCGUCUGGCUGGUUUCUGUGCUAUUCGCCACACCUCCAUUGUAUGGAUGGGGAAAAAUGAACUUUGACUCAGACUCUUUAAUUUGCAUAUUCAACUGGAAGGAUGGACACUUUUCUUUUGUCAUAUUGCUUGGAGGGUUCUUCGACGUGACAAUGGUUGCUAUAUUUUACUCCUAUUGGAAAAUUUACCAAACAGUGAAAGAAAGCACAGAUAAUGUCAAUGCCAAUGUUCUUCAAAAUGGCGUCGGCGCAACGAGAUUCCACCGUACUGACAUCGAUGUUUUAAAGAGUUGUUUUACAGUGGUUUGUUUCUUUUUAAUUACAUGGUUUCCUAUAGCCGUAUGCACUUUUACAAUAACUAGUGGUGGCUACUUACCACAUGAGGUGCGUAAGGUAUCUGUGUAUUUGUUUUUCGCCAGUAGUCUUGUAAACCCAAUCAUCUAUGGGAUAAUGAAUCCGCAGUUUAAAGAGGCCUUCAAAAAGGCAUUUAGUUGUGGUCGUUAUGGCAGCGAUAAUACAGAUCAAAGUCAUGCAAGAGUUGCAGCAGUAAUAAUACAUCCGAGGAGCAAUGAAACUUGAUGACGUUUGUCCUGAAUAUCUAUCAUUUAAUGAUAGAUCGUGAUGGCACGUUAAAAAGUUUUGCGUGUCAUCAUGGAAGUUUCGGGUUAUAUUAAUGUUCGUUGGAAAAUUAAGUCAUUCUAGGUCGGUUUGUCCUGUUUGAACAUUUGGUUUUUUGUAUGUAAUGUAAUUUUCAUUUUCCAUCUCCCUAUAAAAUACCAUUACAAUCAUGAUUUUUUCUUUGUGAUUAAUAGUGUAACCAGGUUAGUCAACUCUUUCCUCGGGGUAUAUAAAGGAACAAAAAAAAGUG
Molecule: messenger RNA, 1365 nt
Organism: Pocillopora damicornis (cauliflower coral)
Lineage: Eukaryota; Metazoa; Cnidaria; Anthozoa; Scleractinia; Pocilloporidae
Product: adenosine receptor A3-like
Source: RefSeq, a predicted model, not a curated record